Molecule: messenger RNA, 5870 nt
Organism: Scophthalmus maximus (turbot)
Lineage: Eukaryota; Metazoa; Chordata; Actinopteri; Pleuronectiformes; Scophthalmidae
Product: flocculation protein FLO11
Exons: 3
Coding region: 558-4337 (1259 amino acids)
Biological process (GO): mRNA stabilization
Molecular function (GO): poly(A) RNA polymerase activity; RNA binding
Source: RefSeq, a predicted model, not a curated record
CUCUCUCUCUCUCUCUCUCUCUCUCUCGCUCAGGUUUUAGAUUAAGCUCGUAUUUUUUUUUUUUUUUUUUAUUUUCGGACACACAUGAAGCCAUGCCACACAUUCUCGAAUUACCCUGGGCACCUGUUAACGCCCACCGCGCCGCCACCACCACAACAAACAAACCCCCAUCACCAUCAUCACACACGCACGCGCACACACACACUUACACACACACACACACACACACACACACACCCCACAGUCACAACUGAAUGACGGCAGGUCGCCAUGGAAACUGCGUUACGCUCCGGGCGGUCGGGGGGAGAAAACAAGAGCGCGAGGACUCGUUUCGCUCCUCCAUUUCAGCACCACGCGCCCCCUGGACAGCGCCCGGAUGAACCCGCGCACAGACUCCAGCCUCGUGUGCCUCGCAAGGGACAGAGCCGCGUCAGCACCGAGUCCAGCCGGAGAGGACGGGGACCCCAGGAGACGCACGGACGCCGCGGUGCCGGAGCUCGGCGCACACUUGGGCUUUUAGUUCAAGCCGAGGAGCCCAUCGGUCGCUCCCGACGCAAAUGCCACAGCAACAGGGCAGCAGCAUGUCUGAAACCAAAUCCAGCCAGCGCUUCCACAGUCUGGACGCCGAGCAGGUGGAGGUUCUCCAUCAGGUUCUGUCCGAGGUGGUUCCAAUCCACGGACGCGGGAACUUUCCCACGCUGGAGCUGCGUCCUCGAGACAUCAUCAUAGCCGUGCGGGCCAGGCUGCAGAAGCAGGGAAUCACCGUGAGGGAUGUCCGCCUGAACGGCUCCACGGCCAGCCACGUCCUCGUCCGGGACAACGGAACAAGUUACAAAGACCUGGACAUCAUCUUUGGAGUGGAGCUGCCCAAUCAGGAGGAGUUCCAGGUAAUCAAGGAGUCAGUGCUGGGCUGCUUGCUGGACUGCCUACCUGCCGGAGUCAACAGAGAGCGGAUAAGCAGCGCAACCAUGAAGGAGGCCUAUGUCCAGAAAAUGGUCAAGGUCUUCAACGAGCACGACCGCUGGAGCCUCAUCUCCCUCUCGAACAACAGCGGCAAAAAUCUGGAGCUCAAGUUUGUGAGUGCGCUGAGGAGGCAGUUCGAGUUCAGCGUCGACUCCUUCCAGAUCAUUCUGGAUCGCCUCCUGGCGUCCUACAUGCAGCAGGAGUCACGGCACAAAAAUGAUCUCAAGGAGCAACCUGCAGAUAAUCAGAAUAAAGACUCUGUGCUCAAACAGGCCACUGCUCCAGAAAGAGAGAAGUCCACUGGUGGAGACUCAUCCGGCAAAGAGGGGACUCAGGUCAGCCAGACGCAGCAGAGAGAUGAGGUGCAUGAGAAGGAGUCGCAGACAGACCUCUUACAACCAACUGAAAACCCAAUUCAGAUAACAAGCCCCCGAGUGGAAGAAGACAAAAUAGAGGAAACACCUGCAGAGCUGAAGGAAGUGUCAGAGCAGCGAGAGAACCUAAAUGACAAAGACUUCCCUGACCAGACAUCCUUGAACCCUUUGUCAGAAAAGGGAAAAACCUCUGACCAAACCAAAACACCAGCUCAGGUUGAACUCAGACACGAGUCAGAGCUCUCAGAUGAGACAAAAUGCUCGACGAAGGUAGAACAGUCAGAGCAAACCCAGUCCUGUGACGGCCAACAACCAGCACAUUCAGAUCACGAGGAACUCUCUGUCCAGAGAGAACCGUGUGACUGCAGAACACCCCCUGACGAACAGAAUGAUCUCACAGAGCAGAUGGAGCAAUUGGAGUUGCCAAUUACCUCAAACAAUACCCAGGCAGAGUCUUUCGACCUGGCCGAAGACGCACACACAACAGAGCACUCUGAUAAAUCCGACUUCUCUGGGUGUUCCGGAGAGGAUCAGACAAUCGAUGCGAUAGACGACAAAACACAUGUGUCUGUUCCAGACACGACCGCAUCUCCGCAUGCAGAGGACGAGACGCAGUUAGCAGAUGAAAUAAACGUAGAAACAGAGACAGGGGAGGAAGUACCAGCAGAAGAGACGAAAAACGACUCAGAGGCGAGUGAAAUGACAGAAGAGUUUUUGGCACCAGAAGCCAAAAGCAUAGAAAUCACACAGGAUGUUGAUUGUUCCUGCUCCGUCUCUUCCACAUCUCUUGCAUUUCCCAGCACACAGCCUACUGGCACACAGGAUACACUGGAGAUUCUCGGCACAGUGCACUCAGAUGACUCAGAAAAAACACCUAACACACUUGAUCUUGAUGCCGUCAGCCCUCCAGAUACUCAGGAUAUUGUACCUGCACCGCCCAGCCUUGUCUCCGACAAAAAGACCUCCUCGUCUCCCUCCUGUAAGGCCUCAGAGAGACUUUCUCACAUGGUGGUGCUCAAACACUCCUCUCCCAAACCCCCGCGGCGGAUGUGUAGGAAGGCUACCCCCGGUCCUUACCCCAGUCCAGUGUCUGAAAGUGAACCUAUCGCAGCAGCCUGUGUAGAUCCAAACCCUUGUCCCAGCCCUGAACCUGAGAUGGGCUUUAGCCAAGAGCCAACAGCUCCCACUUCAGACCCCACGGGUACCACGACGACCAGUAGCUCUCCUAAAACAAACCCUUGGCCCGAACCCAACCUUUCCACUUACCCGGCUUCAGACCAAGACUUUACCUCCUCCCCAGAUCCAGCCCCUGAUAUAAUCUCCGCUUCUGCUGUUGAUCCUGGGUCUUUACCUCGAGAGCACUUGUCCUCUCAGCUAAUCACAGAGGGCUCGUGUGACACAAGUGUUCAGAGUUUGAAAGAGACACCGUCGGCACAUGUGGCUUUUGAUGAGCAAAGCCAGUCCUCGCCUGGAGAAACGGCCUCGACACCCAAGCAGCCAGAGACUCUGGACUCGGCGGGCGCAGCAGUUUCACACACUGAUACGUCCCAACGGCCGGACACCCAGGAACCUGCACACACCUCAGACGCUGAGCGCAGUGAUGACGGUGAAAACGGAGAGCAGCAGACCACAACGCUGGACCCGAAUCAACCCAGCAGCAGCCCACAAGAGGCCGCACUCAGUUCUCCCUGCCCUUCCCACUGUGUCAACCCCCCCAUUUCCUGUCUCACCCCUCCCGUACUCAGCCUCUCCCCUCCCUGCUUCUCGCCCUCACCCUCGCCCCCCAGCCUCAGCCUCAGCCCUCCCCCAUGUCUGACCCCUCCCUCUCAUUGCCUCUCAUCACUGUUGCCGAGCUCCGUCAGCCUCGCCACCAGCUCCGGCUCCCCGCCCCUGAGCUCCAGCCCAACCUCUUCCUGCCUCAGCUCACCUCCAUACCUCACUCCUCCGAUGCUCAGCCUUAGCCCUCCUCCACUCUGUCUCACCCCACCUUCCCCCAGCCUCAGCCCUCCCCUCCUCUGCCUCACUCCGCCGGUGGAGUCGGAGGACCUUGUACCUCAGGUAUCUCCAGACAUGGAGCCUUUGAUAUCGAACACAGACAGCGAGGAACAGAUUAAAGUAUCAUCCCCUCAGCCACAAGUUAGUCUCCUACAGCUGGAGGAUAAAAAGGAGCAAGAUUAUAUCUCGCCGUUGCCUCCCGUCGAAGAGCCCGUCUCUUUUCCAAUCACAAUCCCGAGCUCCACCUCGCAUGUGCUGCCUCACUCUCAGUCUGGAGGCCCCGGGGAACCUGCCCCUCCAAAAGCUGAUGAGGCAUCCAGCUCUGUGCCUGAGAACAAAAAGGCCCCUGAGGUAAUCGCAGACAUGCCUGAACAGAGCAGUGCUCCUUGGGCGUCUGGCUCAGUCCCUGCUGUUGAGGUCCUGGCAGAGAGCAUGUACGGUGACUUUGAGGCAGCCAUGGACCACCUGCGCUACCGCCUAAUCGCUACCAGGAACCCCGAGGAGAUUCGAGGUGGAGGUCUGUUGAAAUACAGCAACCUGUUGGUCCGGGACUACCGACCAGCCAGCGAGACUCAGAUCAAGACACUGGAGCGCUACAUGUGCUCGCGCUUUUUCAUCGACUUCCCCGACGUGCAGGAGCAGCAGAGGAAGAUCCUGUCCUACUUGAAGAACCACUUCAUCGGCGAGGAAAGGAGCAAGUACCAGUACCUGAUGACACUGCGUCGCGUGGUGGACGACAGCACAGUGUGUCUGAUGGGACACGAGAGGCGUCAGACGCUGAACAUGAUCACAGUGCUGGCACUGAAGGUUCUUGGCGAGCAGAACAUUAUUCCCAACACAGACCACGUGACAUGCUUCUACCAGCCCGCCCCGUACCUCGCAGAGCACAGUGCCCCCUAUCUAGCGGAACCCAGCUACUGCAGCUACUACAUACCCCAAGGGGCAUCCACUCUUCUUUACCAACCUUACCCCUUACACCUGCACUCACAGACUGGACUAGUCUAGAAACACACACUGACCCGCAAACACACACUAUGAUACAAAUGACACACUAUUGAGCAAAGGGUGGGUGCUGAAGAAUGGAAAUAUAUCCAGGGAUCAACUGUUUGGUCUAUAAUAGACCUAUGUGGGUGGGAUUGAGUGGGUUUUUACAGUAAAGUCCCAGAGUUCUCUGUAAGGUUCUAACAUGAUUACAUGUAAUUAUCUGGGCUUUGUGGGAAAAUAAUAAUUCUUCCAAAAUUGUUAGAAUUCUAGAAAAUGCCGUAUGCACUGCAUGAGUCACAGCCCUUUGGUCUCCCUGGGAAACCAACUGUGCUGUUGACAUUCACACACGGAUACACACAUUCACACACACGCGCACGCACACACACACACACACAAACAUACGCACACAUAAAACACGUGCAAACACACUUCCAGGUUCUUGAAUUCUUAUAUACUCUUUUCAUGUUCUUACUGUGUUGUUCUUAAUGGCUUUGUUCAGAAUGUGGACCUUGCCUGUGGUUGAUAUUGUGCAUGGAUAAAUUAGGACUGUUCUCUCACUGCCAAAUACUGUGUGACUACUAUGCUUCUUAACCAAUUUAUUGUAACGUUGUUAUUCCUUUACUCAAGGGGGUGUAUUCUGAAAAAAAUACUGUGGGACAAGUCUACCGGUGUGUACGGUACUUUUAUCAAAAUGCACACAUGCAUGCAUAACAAAAAAAAAACACAAAUAGACUACUUACAUACAUACACAAACAAACAUACAGUAUACUGUAUGCACACAAAGUUACACAAUGCAUGAGUAGCUAAAUAUAUAGAUCACAUCCCGAAGUCAAAGCAAAGGCUUUUAAUAUAAUAAAAUCUAUCUAUUUUUGCAAGACUUUCCAAGAUAAUACUCAGUGGUAAACAGACUGGUUCGUUCCUCCAGAAAAAUGCCAACAACAAUGCCUUUUCAAUAGACUGUGCUGCGUAUUGAUUACGGUAUAUUGUGUGCAAAUACACUGCAUUGUUUCCAGGUCAAUUGUGUUGAGAUGUAGUGCUCGAUUUCUUUUCCUCGUGGAGUCUUUUUCUGUAAUCACGUGCAGUACUGUACCAUCUAGUGUUGAUUUAUUUAAUCCUAACGUUUACUCAAUGGAGGCGGUCAGGUUACAACCAUCUUUGGGUCAUCUCUAAACACGGCGGAUGUAUAUUUGUCCAAACUGAAGGAGUCACAUUUAAACUCGUACGACUCCUCUCAGCCUGAAUCAGCACCCUCCAAUUCACUUUCAAGUUCAAAUCCACACCAAACCUGUUUGAAUCUAAGUUGAGAGCCGUGCAACACAGCGACUAUGACCAAAGAUGGUUCGGUAGGGAAAUCAAGUGCCUCAAUGUGGGACAUCAUUGGCAUGUCUUUAUCUCACUGCACUGGGGGUGUUACUGGGGUGGGCUCGGGGUUGGGUCGGGUGUGUGUUCAGUUUUUGACCCCUGUUAUUGCUGCCUGUUUUGAUGUCUUCUUUAAUGUAGUCCUUUGUUGUAGUUUGUUCAUGUACAUUUUGAUAAAAUAAAGGGUGAACUCAA